AUGAAUAAGCGUGAAACAACAGCACCGGAAACACAUUCGUUGAAGAAGUUGUACGAGGAGUUUGGCGGGAGCACGUCCAUGCAUGGCAUUAAUCGUGCACUUACCACCAACAGCUCCUGGAAACAGUUCGUGUGGUCAGUGCUGUUCCUGUGUGGGGUAGCAUUUGCAGCCUACCAAUUGGUGAUCACAAUUAAUGACUUCUAUACUUACCCAGUCACAACCGUGGUCACUCUGAAACAAGAAACUACAGCAAUCUUUCCAGCGGUCACAAUUUGUAACUUGAACAGAAAGAAGAAGUCGAUGAUCGAUCCCGCACUUUUAACAGCUUUUACUGCGUUGGCAGAGGAUUCUCAAAAUGAAGCUACUCUGAGCAGUUUUAUGCAGAGCGAUUACUUUGGCGUCGAAUCAGAGCAUCAGCUGUCGGACAUGCUAAUCAAGUGUUGGUUUAACAAAAGGCGUUGCUCCGAGGCCAACUUCUCACAGACCGGAACAGUAAACUACGGCAGAUGUAAUACCUUCCACAUCGAGAACAAUCUUCUUCAGAACGUUCUGAAACCCGGCCCAAGAAAUGGCUUGAUUCUGGAGCUUAACAUUGAGCAAUACGAAUAUCUGAAUACAACAUCUCUAGCUGGGCUGAAUAUCAUAAUACACCCACACGACGAUAACCCAUUUACUGAAGUUAGCGGGAUAUUAGCACCACCAGGUACCCUGACCAGGAUUGCAAUAAAACAGAAAAUAUACCAAGAUCUGCCAUUUCCGUACAGCAACUGUAUCAGUGCAAACGGACAAAGCAGCUCACAGCGUAGUUUCUACCCAGAUACAAAGUACAUACAAAAUGCAUGCAUGAGAUCGUGUUAUCACACGGCAUUGUAUGAAAAGUGUGAAUGCUGUGACGUAGACCAACCAUGUUACCAUUCUGACAUUUUGAAUAUGGAUAGGACAACAACAGCAACAAAUAACACUGAGCUACUGUGCGAGACUGUCGAGGAUUUCCUUUGCGAAAUUGAGGUCCAAAAUCUAUUCCUAAAACAUGAACUGGACUGCGAUGAACGCUGCCCUCCUGCAUGUGAUCGCACCACAUUUGACGUACUCUUGUCGACCGCACUAUGGCCUCCUGACUCCAAAAUUGAUACUUUCUUGGACACUGGGAAAAAUACUUCCUUACGAAACGUUUCUUUCACGUACAAUACUUCUUUAGAAACGUUUAUCCAUUCCAACUUUUUGAGGCUUGAAAUCUUUUUGGAUAGUUUGGAGUUCAAAGAAUUCACCACACAGGCUAAGUACGACUGGAACUUGCUGCUAGGAACUAUUGGUGGGCUUUUGGGGCUAGGAUUGGGGUUCUCUUUGUUAACUGCCAUGGAAAUAGUCGAGGUGCUGAUUGAGACGGUCUUGUAUUGCGCACGCAGAAAGUACCAGAAGAAAAGGAACAUCCAGACAUAA
Messenger RNA from Candidula unifasciata, 1440 nucleotides. The record is from the annotation of a GenBank genome assembly. NCBI's taxonomy places the organism in Eukaryota, Metazoa, Mollusca, Gastropoda, Stylommatophora, Geomitridae.